GCGGCCCCGCACCCCACCACCCGAGAUCUCACUGUGGUUGCUGAGUCGGCAUGGAGUUGGACCCGAGGCCUUUGCCCCCCACUACCACCGCCCUCUGCCGUCUCAUUCCAACAGCGCCUGGCCAGCGCGCCAGCCAGGGGCGCUUCUACUACGCGCCUGCGGGGCGCUGGCGGCCAUGGCUGCUGGUCUGGGCUCCGACCCCCAGACUCUCAUGCGCUCCCUGGUCCCGAAGGUUAUCUCGGCCGUCAGGCAGCUGAUUCCUGUUAACGAGGUGCACGCCAGCGAAGCCAUGGAGGUUUUUGACGAGCUGAUGGAGAGUGAGGUCUCAGUCAUUGUCCAGCAUCUCUCUGACGUUGUUGGCUUCUGCCUGGAGGUGGCGUCGAACCGGGCGCUGGGGGACGCACUGCGGGUGAAGGCGCUUUCUACCCUCAGCUUCCUCAUCAAACUGCGGGGCAAGGCUGUGCUGAAGCAGCGGCUGCUGCCACCCGUGCUGGACGCCCUGUUCCCCAUCCUGAGUGCGGAGCCCCCCCUGGGACAGCUGGACGCCGAGGACCAGGAGAGCGAGGACGAGGGGGAUGAGGCCCAGACCCCCAAACAUGUGGCUGCCCAGGUGAUCGACAUGCUGGCCCUGCACCUGCCCCCUGAGAAACUCUUCCCCCAGCUGCCAGGGCGGCGCGGUGAGCUGUCCGGAGCCAGCGUCACCCAGACUCUCACGAGUUUCUCCAGAGCAUAG
This is a messenger RNA of Chelonoidis abingdonii (Abingdon island giant tortoise), 733 nucleotides long. NCBI's taxonomy places the organism in Eukaryota, Metazoa, Chordata, Testudines, Testudinidae. The record is from RefSeq and is a predicted model, not a curated record.